AUGAAUAAGAGCAAGUUCAUCGUCAUCGAUGGUCCUAUUGUUCAAAUGGGGAGUCAGGUGACAUUUGAUCUUUUAGGUGUCCUUUACAACCAGAUACUAUUAUUCUUGUUUCAUGUGUUUGUUUAUGAACUUUUAACAGGGCAAAAGACGCAAUGUUACUCAAACCUAGUAUGUAACAACAACACAUCGACAUGCGUUGAGCUUUGCAGAGCUAAAAAUUACGCAUUAGGAGGGGUUUGUUUUCCUCGUGUCAACCGCUGCUGUUGCUAUAUUACUCUCGAAUCUCAAGAGUCUUCGAUAUCUAAGGAUACCAAUAAUUGACUCAUUAUCAAUUAAUUCAUCAUUUUAUUUUAUAUGUACUCUCUAUUAUCACAACAGAAAUAAACAGCUUUUUAUA
Camelina sativa (false flax) is the source of this 397-nucleotide messenger RNA. Lineage: Eukaryota; Viridiplantae; Streptophyta; Magnoliopsida; Brassicales; Brassicaceae. The record is from RefSeq and is a predicted model, not a curated record.